Messenger RNA from Serpula lacrymans var. lacrymans S7.9, 2715 nucleotides. RefSeq lists its product as uncharacterized. NCBI's taxonomy places the organism in Eukaryota, Fungi, Basidiomycota, Agaricomycetes, Boletales, Serpulaceae. Gene Ontology annotation, cellular component: MutSalpha complex; nucleus. Gene Ontology annotation, molecular function: mismatched DNA binding; ATP binding; ATP-dependent DNA damage sensor activity. Bases 1 to 2715 code for a protein of 904 amino acids. Gene Ontology annotation, biological process: mismatch repair; mitotic recombination. The transcript is spliced from 26 exons. The record is from RefSeq and is a predicted model, not a curated record.
AUGGCGCUCAUGUACGGAAAAGAGAAAGAUGCUGACCACGAUAUAGAGCACUCGUCCGACCCUGGCUUCAUUUCGUUCUUCUCCAGGCUUCCAGCCAAGUCUCCCGAAAACGGAACCUUGCGAGUAGAAAUUUGGAAACCUGCACCAGGCCAGACAAAGAAAGCAUCGAAGUUUGUCCUGGAGAAGGAGGCAUCCCCUGGAAAUUUACAGGCGGUAGAAGACCUUCUGUUCGUCAACUCUGACAUUCUUUCCGCCCCUAUUGUUAUGGCGAUCAAGAUUGUAUCUGCUUCCGCAGACAAGACGAAGACUAAAACGGUUGGAAUAGCAUUUGCAGACACUAGUAUCAGACAACUAGGAGUGGCAGACUUUGUUGACAAUGACUUGUUUUCAAACACAGAGAUCAAGUCUCUAAUAAUACAACUCUCUGUCAAAGAGGCGCUAAUUCCAACCGGCACUGCAUCUGGGAAUACCGAUCGUGAUAUUGACUUGAAUAAACUCAAAGCAGUAUUGGAGCGGUGUGGAGUGGUCAUUACCGAAAAGAAACCUAGUGAAUUUACCGCAAAGAAUAUCGAAGAUGACCUAAUGAAGUUGCUUGUGCAAGAUCCGGGUUCUUCUGCUACAGUGGGUAAUCCUCAAACCAUAUCUCAGCUAUCUCUUCCUGUGGCUCCAUCUGCCCUGUCUGCUCUAGUAAACUAUCUAUCAUUACUUACGGAUCCGUCGAAUCACGGAGCGUUUAGCAUCCGAACUCAUGACCUAUCACAAUACAUGAGAUUAGAUGCUAGUGCUCUUCGUGCUCUCAAUUUAACCGAGCCACCUGGUAGCGCAGGGUCUAUCAAUCGAAAUGCUACUUUACUUGGUCUCCUCAAUAAAUGCAAGACUGCACAGGGCACAAGAUUGCUGGGGAGUUGGCUAAAGCAGCCAUUAGUCAAUCUUCAUGAGAUCCAAAAGAGGCAGAAUUUAGUUGAGAUGUUUGUUGACGAUUCUUCUACUCGUAGAAAUCUUCAGGACGACUUCCUCAAAUUUAUGCCUGACAUGCAUCGUAUCAGCAAGCGUUUCAAGAAAUCAGCCGCCUCUCUGGAAGAUGUCGUCAGAGUGUACCAGGUUGUGCUUAAAAUUCCUGGUCUCAUAGCCAAUCUUGAAGGCACGCAAACAGAACAAGACGAUUAUAAGUCUCUGCUGGAAGAGAUUUACCUUAAAGAUUUCCGGGAAUUUAACGAAAACCUCUGUAAAUAUGGGGAGAUGGUGGAGCAAACGCUUGAUCUUGAUGAGCUCGAUAACCAUAAAUAUGUCAUCAAACCUGAUUAUGAUCCUCGCCUACAAGAACUUGCUAACAAGUUGAUCGAAAUCCGAGAUGGGUUAGACCAGGAGCAUAGAGAAGUCGGCAAUGACUUGGACUUAGAGCUCGAUAAGAAGCUACAUCUAGAAAACUCGCAAAAUUACGGUUAUUGUUUCAGGUUGACAAAAAAUGAUGCGAAAGCUGUUAUUAACAAAAGAAAAUAUAUCGAGCUCGGCACAGUGAAGAGUGGCGUGUUCUUCACCACCAAAACCUUGAAGGAGCUAGCUGGUGAUUACCAGGAAACUACUGAUACCUAUUCACGGACACAAAGCGGCCUCGUGAAAGAGGUAGUCAAUAUUGCUGCGACAUACACCCCUGUACUCGAGGCCCUCGAUCACGUCAUUGCUCAUCUCGAUGUAAUAUUAAGUUUCGCUCAUGUGUCAGUGAAUGCUCCAGAACCUUAUGUCAAGCCGGUGAUGUUGGAAAAGGGAACCGGUAAUUUGAUCUUGAAGGAAGCACGACAUCCAUGCCUUGAAGUCCAAGAUGAUAUAAGCUUUAUUCCUAAUGACGUAGAAAUGAUCAAAGACGAGAGUGAGUUCCAGAUAAUCACCGGUCCUAACAUGGGUGGGAAGAGUACCUACAUACGACAGGUUGGCGUGAUAGCACUCAUGGCUCAAACUGGGUGCUUCGUCCCUUGCUCAGAAGCGCAUGUACCUAUCUUCGAUUCUGUACUCUGCCGUGUGGGUGCCGGUGACAGUCAAUUGAAAGGUGUUUCGACAUUUAUGGCGGAGAUGCUAGAAACUGCAACCAUCCUUAAAUCCGCUACCAAAGAUUCCCUCAUCAUCAUCGAUGAACUUGGUCGAGGCACCUCAACUUACGAUGGCUUCGGGCUUGCAUGGGCAAUUUCAGAGCACAUAGCAUCGCAAAUACGCGCUUUCUGUCUAUUCGCCACGCAUUUUCAUGAGCUCACUGCUCUAGAUCAAGAGCUUUCCCAUGUCAAAAAUCUUCACGUCGUUGCUCAUGUCACGCAAGGAGACGACGAGGUAGCGUCGCUGAACCAAGACAUUACUCUACUAUAUAAAGUAGAACCUGGUGUCUCUGACCAGAGCUUUGGGAUACACGUUGCUAAGCUGGCCAAUUUCCCCGAGAAUGUCGUAAAACUCGCCAAACGCAAGGCAGAUGAACUAGAGGAUUUUGGCACAGAUAAAGUUCAGACUGAACCCCAGUUCUCUCCUGCGGUAACCGAAAAUGGCAUAAAGAUCAUAGAGGAACUACUACAAAAUUGGGCGAGCAAAACCUCAGAACCCGAUGGCGACGUGAUCAUGUCAGAUGAUUCAACCUCAGCAGCGCAACUAGAAGAGCUUAGGCAAUGUGUCGAAAAAUAUCGACCACAGAUAGAAAACAACCCAUGGAUACAGUCGUUAAUCACUUCCUUGUAA